AUGGCGACGACUAUUCCCGCGCAGCGCCAGGCGCAGCAGCCCGGCGUGCAACACGAGAUGGAGCCGCGGCCGUCCGUCACUCGCGAGGCAUACAAGCCGGCCGACAAGCUCAAGGGUAAGAUCGCACUGAUCACGGGAGGCGAUUCAGGCAUUGGGUGGAGCGUUGCACACUACUUUGCACUGGAGGGAGCGGCGGUGGCGUUCACGUAUGUGUCGCCGCGGGAGGACAAGGACGCCCAGGAGACCCUCCGCUUGCUGCGCGACGCCCAGCGCCCCGAGCACAAGCAGCCGCUCGCCAUCCCCGUGGACCUCAGGCACCACGACCAGUGCAAGGAGGUGGUGCGGAAGGUGGCGGAGCACUUUGGGGGGAACAUAGACGUGCUGGUGAACAACGCAGCGGAGCAGCACACCCACAAGACCCUCGAGGAGAUCUCCCCUGAGGAGUGGGACCGCACCUUCAAGAUCAACAUCCACGCCUACUUCUACAUGGCAAAGUAUGCUCUGCCGCACAUGAAGGAGGGUAGCUGCAUCAUUAACACCACAUCAGUUGCCGCCUACAGUGGCAAUCCCACUCUCCUCCCCUACUCCACCACCAAGGCUGCCAUUGUUGGUCUCACUCGCUCGCUCGCACUCAUGGUGGUUGAUAAGGGGAUCCGCGUGAAUGAGGAGAAGCACGUGGAAGGGUUUGGCAAGCAGGUGCCCAUGAAGAGGGUGGCCCAGCCGGAUGAGAUCGCCCCGUCCUAUGUGUUCCUGGCAUGCGAUGACUCCUCGUACUUCACCGGCCAAAUGCUCCACCCCAAUGUUCCUCGGUUUCCCUCCUCCACAGUCCUCUUCUCUCACCUGGUGAAGACGAUUCACAGCCGCAAGUAUGGAGUGGAUCAGGUGGUCUUCACUCACCACCCCUCAGCCGUGCUCUACUCCUCCAAAAACGGCUGGGAUGAAUCGCUGCGCUAUCUAUCCCUCUACGACAAUCGUUAUCUACGCUACUUCAAAGGUCAUCGGGACAAAACGACUCCUUCCCCUCUCUCUCGACACUCUCCUGGGCUCAUUGUCCCUGUUGCACUCUCGCCCCUCUCUCACCUGCAGAGUCGUCUCUCUGUGCAUAUCCCUCCAGAACCACUGCCCUUUUCUCCUCUCCCCCUCGAUUAUGCUGUUCCACUCAUUUCCCGUCCAGCGCUCUGUUGUCCCCCAUCCAAUCGACUUUCUCCCUUCCUCGCCAGAGUCGUCUCCCUGUGCAUGUCACCCAAAAACGACUCCUUCCUCUCAGGAGCCCUCGACCACACUGUCCGACUGUGGGACCUCAGAACUCUGAUGCGCGUGAGGGGGCGGCCAGCAGUGGCAUUCGAUCAGCAGGGGCUCGUUGCUCACCCUUGCCCUGUGCUGCUCCACCCAUCCGCUCCCCGUCCUCCCAUCCUCUUAACACUUCCUUCCCCACUCAUUCUCCAGGGUCUCAUGCACGUGAGGGGGCGGCCAGCAGUGGCAUGCGAUCAGCAGGGGCUCGUUUGCUUCACCCUUGCGUUGUUUCCCAAUGCUCCGCCCAUCCUUCCUCACAUCCCAUGGAUCUCUCGUAUUGUCCCAUCUUCCCAUCUUCCCCCCACGCAGGGCUUAAUGCGAGUGAGGGGGCGGCCAGCAGUGGCAUUCGAUCAGCAGGGGCUCGUCUUUGCAGUGGCCAUGGGGGGAGGCGCGGUGAAGCUGUUUGAUGCUCGCUCGUACGAGAAGGUGCGUCUCGCAAUCCAGCGACCUCUUGUCUCCAAUCUUGGCCGGGGUGAUGGGGGCGAUGGGGGUGAUGGGGGUGAUGGGGGUGAUGGGGGUCCCUUUGACACGAUGCUAGUGGGAGGAGACGAGGACGAGGGUCCCUUUGAUACAAUGCUGGUGGGCGGGGACGAGGACGAGGACGAGGGUCCCUUUGACACAAUGCUGGUGGGGGGAGACGAGGACGAGGUGACAUCCAUCAAGUUCAGCAACGAUGGCAACCAGAUCCUCGUCUGCACUCUCAACGGCCGCAUAUACCUGCUGGACGCGUUUGAAGGGCAGAAGGUGGGUCCUUUUUCCUGCUCCAGCUGUGGCACACGUGGUGACUGGGGAUGUAGAGCGGAGCUGUGGCAUAGGGUGUCACACAGAAUGUACAUGCCCUCCCUCCCUCCCGCCCUCCCUCCCUCCCGCCCUCCCUCCCUCCCGCCCUCCCUCCCUCCUCACUCCUCCCUCCCUCCCUCCCUCCCUCCCUCCCUCCCUCCCUCCCUCCCUCCCUCCCUCCCUCCCUCCCUCCCUCCCUCCCGCCCCUCCCUUCCUCCUCCCUCCUCCCUCCCUCCCUCCCUCCCUCCCUCCCUCCCUCCCGCCCUCCCUCCCUCCCGCCCUCCCUCCCUCCCGCCCUCCCUCCCUCCCUCCCUCCCUCCCUCCCUCCCUCCCUCCUACCUCUCCCUCCCUACCUCCCCCUCCCUCCCUCCCUCCCUCCCUCCCGUCCCUCCCUCCCUCCCUCCUCCCUCCCCUCCCCUCCCUCCCUCCCUCCUCCCUCCCGCCCUCCCUCCUCCUCCCUCCCGCCAGCCUCCCUCCCUCCCUCCCUCCUCCAUCCCUCCCUCCCUCCCUCCCUCCCUCCCUCACCUCCCUCCCUCCCUCCCUCCCCCUCCCUCCUCCCUCCCUCCCUCCCUCCCUCCCUCCCUCCCUCCCUCCCUCCCUCCCUCCCUCCCUCCCUCCCUCCCUCCCUCCCUCCCUCCCUCCCUCCCUCCCUCCCUCCCCUCCCUCCCUCCCCUCCCUCCCUCCCUCCCUCCCUCCCUCCCCUCCUCCUCCCUCCCUCCCUCCCUCCCUCCUCCCUCCCUCCCUCCCUCCCUCCCUCCCUCGCUCUCUCCCUUCUUCCCUCCCUCCCUCCCUCCCACUCCUCCCCCUCUUCACUGGUGCCUGAACAAUGGCUCGGGUGAUGGCACGGUGAAGGCUUGGAGUGCCACCACUGGCGCUCAGGUUGGCUCCCCUUCCUCCCCAUCAUCUCCCGUUGCUCUUUUUCCCCUUUCCCUCUUCCUUUUCUGUUCUCGCUCGCUCGCACAUGGAACCACAUAUUCUAUGAUGCAUGCAUGCAAGCACACUUGCAAUGACGCAUGUGCAAGCACCCUUGCAAUAAGGUGGCAACCUGGGGUAACCAUGCUGGGGUGCCAUCGGUGGUAA
Messenger RNA from Closterium sp. NIES-65, 3153 nucleotides. The record is from the annotation of a GenBank genome assembly. NCBI's taxonomy places the organism in Eukaryota, Viridiplantae, Streptophyta, Zygnematophyceae, Desmidiales, Closteriaceae.